Messenger RNA from Capronia coronata CBS 617.96, 1557 nucleotides. RefSeq lists its product as uncharacterized. Gene Ontology annotation, molecular function: S-adenosylmethionine-dependent methyltransferase activity. The transcript has 2 exons. The record is from RefSeq and is a predicted model, not a curated record. NCBI's taxonomy places the organism in Eukaryota, Fungi, Ascomycota, Eurotiomycetes, Chaetothyriales, Herpotrichiellaceae. The coding region runs from base 1 to 1557 and encodes 518 amino acids.
AUGGCCGAAAAGGAGGCCUCCCCAGCCGAGAGCUCAUCGCCACAUCGCAAUCCCCUCUUCGAGGACGGUGGCCCGUUAUCCGAUCCGCUCGAGAGACGGACAAUAUUCGCAGCCCUCGAUUCUUUCCACCAAUACCGCAAGAACACACACUACAACACCACGCACCGGCGGCGACAGAACUUGUACGCGUUGCCGUCGGCGCAAUGGCAAAUGCUAGCCGCGCCCCCCAUCUCGAUUCUUGACACUCUCAACGCGGUGGACGAUGCUAUCGACUGCAACGGCGAUCUGGCUGACGCCAUCUUCCAGCUAGGACUGACGUCAUUCGGUUUGAGCGAGGAGCAGGAGGAGUCGUCAGCGUCAUCAUCACCGCCCAGCAAAGAAGACCGCCGACGGGAAUGGGAAUGGGACUGGCGAGGGAAAGCUAAAGCCAACGAUCUGUCCAAAGCCCAUUCGACAAUCCGCCAGUUCUACCGCGACUGGUCUGCCGAAGGCUAUGCACUAGAGGUGAAGCCAUUGCUCGACACGAUCCUCUCAGACCUGAAGCGAUAUCUGCGUGACGACGCCGAGGCUCCCUCUCUUCUCCUCCCCGGCGCAGGAUUAGGACGGAUCCUCUUCGAACUCUGCCUGCGCGGGUACAAUGCCACGGGCAACGAAAUCUCGUACCACCAGCUCCUCGCCAGCAAUUUCAUCCUCAACGCCACCCAGUAUGCGGACCAAUACCCCAUCUCCCCGUUCGCGCAUACGUUCACCAACGUCGUCUCCCGAACGAACCAGUUGAGACGCCUCACCGUUCCCGAUGUCCACCCGGCAAGUGCGCUCUCCGCGAAACUCGAGGCCGGCGAGCCCGUCGGCGAGAUGAAUAUGACAGCUGGCGAUUUUGUCUUGUCAUACUCGACGCCAGACUGCAAGGAGACGUUUGACGGAGUGGUGAGCGUGUUUUUCAUCGACACUGCCCCCAACCUGAUUCGAUAUGUCGAGACGGUGAGAAAUUGUUUGAGAAGGGGUGGUGUGUGGGUCAACAUCGGUCCUCUUCUGUGGCAUUUCGAUGAUCGGGUUUCUGGUGGAGGAGGCGACGAAGAGGACGACGGUGACAACGACAAUGACCAUAGAAACGACGCCAGCCAGAGCGGACAGAAGGCUGUUGAUGGACACAAUCGCAUUCACAAUCCUACUGCUCCCCACGACCACGGCUCUCAAACCCACAGCCCCAGCCACAAUCAGGACCAACACCAACACCACGACGAUACCCAUAACCACAGUCACAGCCAUACCCACAGCCAUACCACCACCAUGACCACCGAAGACAAAGGCAUCGCAGAGCCCGGAUCAUUCGAACUCACCGACGAAGAAGUCAUCCACCUAGUUUCGCAACUCGGCUUCGAAAUCCUUCACCACGAAAUCCUUCACGAUAGCAAUGGCAAUGGCAAUGGAUCUAACAACGAUUCCCGCUCCGUAGCUCAGCCCAGCUUCGGGACCGGGCUGGGCUACAUGCAAGAUCCCACGAGUCUACUACAGAACCGGUACCGAUGUAGCCACUGGGUGGCUCGGAAACUGUAA